This is a messenger RNA of Lonchura striata (white-rumped munia), 1228 nucleotides long. RefSeq names its product myosin light chain 9 (gene MYL9). The record is from RefSeq and is a predicted model, not a curated record. Gene Ontology annotation, molecular function: calcium ion binding. Lineage: Eukaryota; Metazoa; Chordata; Aves; Passeriformes; Estrildidae.
GCCGCGUCCCGCAGAGCCGCGCCGGCCCCGCAGCUCCCGCACGGCCCGCAGCUCCGGCAGCUCCCGCGGCUCCCCGCUCCGGGACAGGCUCUGUGCGGUUGUAGGAGGAGUUUGCGGUCACCUCCCCCCUCCGAGGCGCUGCGGCCACAUUCCCCUGCCGAGGUACUCCCCCAGCCACCAAGAUGUCCAGCAAACGUGCCAAAGCCAAGACCACCAAGAAGCGCCCCCAGCGUGCCACCUCCAAUGUCUUCGCCAUGUUUGACCAGUCGCAGAUCCAGGAGUUCAAGGAGGCUUUCAACAUGAUCGACCAGAACCGAGAUGGCUUCAUUGACAAGGAGGAUCUGCACGACAUGCUGGCUUCCCUUGGGAAGAACCCCACUGACGAGUACCUGGAGGGGAUGAUGAGCGAGGCGCCGGGGCCCAUCAACUUCACCAUGUUCCUCACUAUGUUCGGGGAGAAGCUGAACGGCACCGACCCCGAGGACGUGAUCCGCAACGCCUUCGCCUGCUUCGACGAGGAGGCCUCAGGCUUCAUCCACGAGGACCACCUGCGCGAGCUGCUGACCACCAUGGGGGACAGGUUCACCGACGAGGAGGUGGAUGAGAUGUACCGGGAGGCGCCCAUUGACAAAAAGGGCAACUUCAACUACGUGGAGUUCACCCGCAUCCUGAAGCAUGGGGCCAAGGACAAGGACGAUUAGAGCCUGCAGCCACUCGCCCCUUCUGCCCCGUCCCCUGCACACCACCUGCCCCUUGGCCACCCUUGUUGCCCCACAGCAGACUCCUCCCACGGGAAACACCUCCCAGGACCAUCACCCUGCAUCAGGACACGCUUGGAAGGACACACUCCCAUCACUGUUUCUGUGUGCCCAUCCAGCCUUCCCUUCCCAUCACCUCUCCCACCCACUGGCUGCCCCAGCCUUGCUGUGACCUCCCCCCAGCAGCCACUGACCCCCUCAGAGUCACCAUGCCACUGAUCCUGGGGCUGGGGUGAGCAUCCCUGGCUGACCUGCAGGGAUUUGGGCUGGGUCCAGCCUGAGAGAGCCCCAUGCAGGCCCAUAGCAUAGCCCAUAGAGGAAAAGCCUCUCUCCCUCUCUUCCCUCACUCCCCCUUCAGGAAAGAACCCCCAUUUUGUUCCUCCUUCCUGGCUGUUUUAUGGCUUUAGAGCCUGAGAUCUGAGGGAUUCAGGAAGCUGAAGGGGUGUAUAAAGCCUGACGGGUGUGACAGA